Messenger RNA from Capsella rubella, 2035 nucleotides. RefSeq lists its product as uncharacterized. The record is from RefSeq and is a predicted model, not a curated record. The coding region runs from base 319 to 1902 and encodes 527 amino acids. Gene Ontology annotation, molecular function: alpha-(1->6)-fucosyltransferase activity. The transcript has 5 exons. Gene Ontology annotation, biological process: protein N-linked glycosylation. NCBI's taxonomy places the organism in Eukaryota, Viridiplantae, Streptophyta, Magnoliopsida, Brassicales, Brassicaceae.
UCCAUAAUUAUGUGACAAAUCCGUUUCAUGGGUUUCUCCUCCCUCUUCUUCUCUUCUCUUCUCUUCUAUUCAUUUUGUGCUUAUUCAGCUGCAAAAAAAAAUCAAAUAAAUAUAAUAAAGCUUACUGAAAAAAUGGACCACUGAUGAAGGAAACAAAUGUAUUUCGAUCGAAGCAUCUUUAUAAUUUUAUCUUAGAAAAGAAACAAAAAGUGUAGAGAAAUAUCAUGUGAGUUUUGGUUGAUAGGUUUGGUAAAGUGUUUCUUUUGGUUCUUUUAGUGAGCAAUAAUAGAGAAAAUCUAGAGUUGUGACUUGUGAGCAAUGAAGUCAUUAGAAAGAUUGGUUUCAGAGAAAGCAUUAAAGCUUGGAAACUCAUUUCCAUGUCAAAUCUGUGUAGUUGGGUUUCUAUGUGGAAUCUGUCUCACUUCACUUUUCUUAGCUGCUCUUACUUCUCUUGGAACCUUUGAAUUCGCCUCCUUCUCCUCUGCUUUUCCUCCUUGCAACUCCUCCACAUCUCACAUCAUCAAUAUGGUUGCAAGUAUAGACCGUACAUUGAAAUUGAAGACCAAAGCUGAGGUAGAAGAUGGUGAUGAUGUGAAGCUUUUGGUCUCUGCUUGGGAUAAUUUAUUACUUAAAGAAGAAGACUUCUUUAAGAAGUUAGGGAUGAAUAAAUCUCUUGUACCAAACGCUCCACAUAUGGAGAAUUGUGAGGAGAGGGCGCGAGUUAGGCAGCGAUUAGAUACAGAGAUAUCGAAUCUAACGUUACCUUCUUGGAUCAAUGGAGGGGAUGAAGAGAACUAUCCAUUGACUAGGAAAGUGCAACGAGAUAUAUGGAUUCAUCAGCAUCCUUUGGAUUGUGGAAACAAGAGUGUUAAGUUCCUUGUAGCUGAUUGGGAAACACUUCCUGGUUUUGGAAUUGGAGCUCAGAUUGCGGGAAUGACUGGACUUCUCGCAAUCGCUAUAAACGAAAACCGAGUGCUUGUUACAAAGUACUAUAAUAGAGCAGAUCACAACGGUUGCAAAGGAUCAUCCCGUGGAAGCUGGUCUUGCUAUUUUCUACCGGAAACAUCACAAGAGUGUCGAAAACGAGCGUUUGCGAUUGCGAAAAACAGAGAAGCGUGGGAGAAUGGGAUUGUCACAGGGAAACAAAACUACAGCACAAAGGAGAUUUGGGCAGGGCCUAUACCAAAGCUAUGGGGUAAGGCUUGGAGUUAUAUGAAACCCACGACAGAAAUAAACGGAAGUUUAGUUUCCAGUCACCGGAAAAUGGAUAGGAGAUGGUGGAGAGCACAAGCAGUGAGAUACUUGAUGAGAUUUCAAACAGAAUACACUUGUGGUUUAAUGAACGCUGCUCGACACUCUGCGUUUGGUCAAGAAGCUGCCAAGAUUAUUCUGUCUAGAGGAGAUUGGAGAAAGAAGAAGAUGACAAGAACAGAGAUUGAGGAACAGGUGUGGUCUGAUCACAAGCCGUGGAUUCCAAGGCCAAUGCUGAGCGUUCACGUGCGGAUGGGAGACAAAGCGUGCGAGAUGAGAGUUGCAGCUUUAGAAGAGUAUAUGCGGUUAGCUGAUCGGAUCAGAGAUCGGUUUCCAGAACUCAACAAGAUUUGGCUCUCUACAGAGAUGAAAGAAGUUGUGGACAGAAGUAAAGAUUAUACUAACUGGAGAUUUUAUUACACAAAAGUGGCGAGACAAGUCGGUAAUAAAUCAAUGGCUGAGUAUGAAGCAAGCCUUGGUAGAGAGAUGAGCACGAACUAUCCUUUGGUUAACUUCUUAAUGGCGUCAGACGCUGAUUUCUUCGUCGGGGCAUUGGGUUCCACUUGGUGUUUCCUCAUCGAUGGUAUGAGGAACACUGGUGGAAAGGUCAUGUCUGGUUAUCUUAGUGUUAAUAAAGACAGGUUCUGGUAACUUUACAGUUCCGCUUUGUACAGAAGAUGACUCUUCUCCUUAUUUUUGAGUCUUUUUGUAUAAAGAGUUGUCAGUAUAAUAAAGGAAGGCUUAGUAAUAAAUAGUACACAAACAGUUCAGAGUUAUAUGCUAA